This is a messenger RNA of Pyrgilauda ruficollis (rufous-necked snowfinch), 2139 nucleotides long. It is a transcript of the gene NEU3, whose product is annotated as neuraminidase 3. The record is from RefSeq and is a predicted model, not a curated record. NCBI's taxonomy places the organism in Eukaryota, Metazoa, Chordata, Aves, Passeriformes, Passeridae. Gene Ontology annotation, cellular component: membrane; cytoplasm; lysosome. Gene Ontology annotation, biological process: ganglioside catabolic process; oligosaccharide catabolic process. The transcript is spliced from 3 exons. Gene Ontology annotation, molecular function: exo-alpha-sialidase activity. Bases 333 to 1541 code for a protein of 402 amino acids.
AUGGGGGAUCCCGGGGGGGAUCCAGGCUGGAGGGUGCGGGGGGGACUGGGGGUGCACGGGGAAUGGAGGGGAGCAGGGGCACAGGGACCCCGGGCUAGUGCCACUCGGGGAUCUUAAGGCGGUGGGAGCUCCGGGGUCCCGAUGCCGUGCAGGAGGUGCACAGCCCUCGGGAACAGCGGGAGCUGGCACCGUGGGUGAAGCAGGGGACUCUGUGCGCUACAGGGGAGCAGCACAGACGGGCAGGGGGCGGGUGUGACCCCAGCGAGGGGCUCUGCUCUCACCCCACUCUCCCACCCUGCUCAGGUCCCAGGGGGAACCUCGGGGCUGUCACCAUGUCCCAGGCCACCACCUGCCUCAAGCAGCAGGAGGAUGGCGGGGAGAGCCCCCCACCGCUGCCAUCACCACCAGGAUCCCCGCACGUUUUCCCUCCGGAGACGCUGUUCCAACAGGCAGGUGGGGUCACCUAUCGCAUCCCGGCUCUGCUCUACGUCCCCCCCGAUGAUUCCUUCCUGGCCUUUGCCGAGAAGCGCUCCUCGGCCCGGGACGAGGAUGCCAAGUACCUGGUGCUGCGGCGGGGCCGCCGGCACGGCUCCUCGGUCAAGUGGGGUCCCAUGGAGGAGCUGUCGGCGUUGGCGCUGCCGGGCCACCGCACCAUGAACCCCUGUCCUCUCUACGACGCCAGGAGCGGCACCGUCUUCCUCUUCUGCAUCUGCGUGGAGCAGGGAAAGACGGAGCGCUGCCAGAUCUGGAGCGGCUGCAGCGCCGCCCGCCUCUGCUUCGCCACCAGCGCCGACGGCGGCCGCGGCUGGAGCGCGCUGCGGGACGUGACGGACGAGGCCAUCGGCGCCGACCUGUCCCGCUGGGCCACCUUCGCCGUGGGGCCGGGCCACGGCGUGCAGCUGGCCUCGGGGCGGCUGGUGGUGCCGGCCUACACCUACUACGUGCACGGCUGUCUGUGCGGGGCGCUGCGGCUGCCCUGCUUCACCCGCCAGCACUCCCUCGUGUUCUACAGCGACGACGGCGGGCGCCGCUGGCACAAGGGCGCCCUGCUGGGCGGCGAGCGCACGGGCGAGUGCCAGGUGGCCGAGCUGGGCGGCCCGCGGCAGCCCGUGCUGUACUGCAGCGCCCGGGCGCCGCGGGGCUGCCGGGCCGUGGCGCUCAGCACCGACCGCGGCCUGCGCUUCCAGCGGCCGGCGCCGUGCGCCGCGCUGGGCGAGCCGCCGCGGGGCUGCCAGGGCAGCGUGCUCAGCUUCGCCCGCUCCGCCGGGGAGCCCCCCUGGCUGCUCUACUCGCACCCCACCGACCGGCACCGCCGGCGCGAUCUGGGGCUCUACGUGAACCCCUCGCCGCCGGACGGGGCGGGCUGGCGGCGGCCCUGGCUGCUGCACGCCGGGCCCGCCGGCUACUCCGACCUGGCCGCCUGCCCCGGCGGCCUCUUCGGGUGCUUGUUCGAGUGCGGCGCCAGCAGCGCCUGCGAGGAAAUCGCCUUCUGCCUCUUCACCCUGGAGCCCUCCGGCGAUCAGGAGCUCAAGGCUUCCUGAAACAGACCCGUUUUAGGCAGCGCGGCCGCUCUGAGCGUCGGCGGCCGGAGCCAGUGAGCGCGGCAGUGCCGGGACCUCGCCAGGACAUUGCGAGUGCGCCAGAAGCUCAGCAUCGUGCACCUUUUAUUUAAUUAUGCCUUUUUAAUCACCCGUCAGGUGUUGUCGGUGACCUGCGGCAGUGGAGUCUCUGCUCUGGCUUGGCCAAGGGGGAUGCCAGCACAGCAUACAAAAUGCUGCUGCUUCUCCAAAAAUCAGCAUUUUUCACCUGGUGGCAGCUGAAAAGCAGAAGGUGCCAGCAAGAGCAGCUGACUCCCUGAGGAAAAAGUACCCAGAACUCUUGGUUUAGUUAAAAAUAUUCCAGUUCCUGUGUUCCUGCAGGUGGCAGAAGAUUCCCAGGUUUUACCAUUUUUUAUCCUGCUUUCUUCACUUGCCUACUUUAGACUGAGUUUCUCCCUGCCCCCUGGGGAAAAGCGCUCGAAUCUUGACUGGGGGCAAGGAGAGAGGAGUGUUGGGGAGUGUUGCAUUCUGCUCCAUAGGGAACAGCUUCUAGCAUCCCGACAGUGACAGUGACCUCACAUCCCCGUGCUGCUGUCAAAUA